This is a messenger RNA of Myodes glareolus (Bank vole), 1244 nucleotides long. Lineage: Eukaryota; Metazoa; Chordata; Mammalia; Rodentia; Cricetidae. The record is from RefSeq and is a predicted model, not a curated record.
AACAUGAAAAUAGGAAAUCAAACAAUUAUUUUAGAAUUUUUACUUGUGGGGUUUUCUCAAGAUGCAGAGUAUCAACCCUUGCUAUUUGGACUGUUUCUACUCAUGUUUGUGGUUGCUGUGCUUGGGAACCUACUCAUCAUUCUGGCUGUCAGCUCUGACUCCCACCUGCACACUCCCAUGUACUUCUUCCUCUCCAACCUGUCCUUUUCUGACAUUUGUUUCAUCUCUACAACCAUCCCUAAGAUGUUGGUGAACAUUCAAACACAGAGCAAGUCCAUCACCUAUGCAGGAUGCAUCACCCAAAUGUAUUUUUUCAUGGUCUUUGGAGGCAUGGACACAUUUCUUCUCACUCUGAUGGCUUAUGACAGAUUUGUGGCCAUCUGCCACCCUCUUCACUACCCAGUAAUCAUGAACCCCCAACUGUGUGGCCUGCUGGUUCUUGUGUCCUGGUUCAUCAGCUUCUUAUACUCUCUGAUCCAGAGUCUGUUGAUGCUGCGAUUAUCCUUCUGCACCAAUCAGAUAAUUAAACACUUUUACUGUGAACUUGCUCAGGCCCUCACUGUAGCCUGUUCAGACACACUGCUCAACCAUAUCCUUCUUUAUAUUGUGACUUGUAUUCUUGGCUUUGUUCCUUUAUCAGGGAUCCUUUAUUCCUACUCUCAAAUUGUUUCCUCUAUUCUGCGAAUUCCAUCAACAGAUGGAAAAUAUAAGGCAUUUUCUACUUGUGGUUCUCAUCUAUCAGUGGUUUCAUUAUUCUAUGGGACAGGUCUUGGUGUGUACCUUAGUUCUGAUGAAACUUCCUUUUCUUGGAAGGGCAUGGUGGCCUCAGUAAUGUAUACAGUGGUCACACCCAUGCUGAACCCUUUCAUCUACAGCUUGAGGAACAAAGACAUUAAGAAGGCCUUCAAAAGACUGAUCUCCAAAAUAUAUAAAGAACUCAAGAUAUUAGACAUUAAAAUCUAUGUAACCCAAUUCAAAAUGAUGUACUGAACUAAUCAGAGAAUUCUUAACAGAAGAAUUUCAAAUGGCCAAAAGAUACUUAAGGACAUGUUCAACUUCCUUAGCUAUUAGGAAAAGGCAAAUUGAAACAAAUCUGAGAUACCAUCUUACACCUAUCAGAAUGGCUAAGAUCAAAAGACCAAUGAUAGAUUAUGCUGUAGAGAAUGUGGAGUAAGGGAAACACUCAUCCAUUGCUGGUGGGAAUGCAAAAUUGUGCAACCACUUUGAAAAUCAGUGUUGUUGUU